CAAAUACUCUAAUUUUUUUGCAUAAUCAGUAUUUUAGAAAUAAAAAGUCUUUAUCAUCUAUCUUAUACCUGAUCUAUGUAAAAAUAAAAAAAUUGGAAAUAAAUCAUAUCUAUUUUUAUAAUAUAAAAUUUUUAUAGAAAUAAUUACAUUAACUUUUACAAUUUAACUUUUAAUUUAUUCAAAAUAAUCGAAAAUGACUGGAAAACAAUUACCACAAGAAGUGACAAAGCAUAGUUUUCGUCAAAAAAUAUGGGAUUAUUUGAUGAAGAAUGAUUUAGUCAAUUUUCCUCUUUCUGUAUAUGAUCGUAUACCAAAUUUCAAAGGUGCUAUAGAAGCAGCACAACGUUUAGCAGAAUUGGACAAUUUUAAACAGGCAAAAAUUAUAAAGAUAAAUCCAGACAAACCACAAGAACCUGUAAGAUUCUUAGCAUUAGUAGCUAAUAAAGAAAUAUUAGUUCCAAUUCCUAAACUAAGAUCUGGUUUGUUUCUUCAUAUUACACCAAUUGCUGGUGCUUCAAAAAAUGAAUUAAGAAUGUUGUCAAAAAUACAUGGUUUGACAGAAGUUGGUAAACCACUUGAUAUAAAUUCUAAAAUAAAGAUAGAUCUUGUGAUAUUGGGAUCUGUAUGUGUUAGUCGUGAUGGAUAUAGACUUGGUAAAGGUAAAGGAUUUGCAGACUUGGAAUUUGCUAUGAUGAUGAGGAUGGGUGCAGUUACACAGGAUACUAUAGUUAUUACAACUGUGCAUGAUUGUCAAGUUUUUGAUAAUCUUCCUCAUCAAAUAUUUAAGGAAUAUGAUGUACCAGUUGAUAUAAUUGUUACACCUAGUGAAACAAUAAUAGUAAAUCCAAAAUUAAAAAAACCUAAUUGUAUUAUAUGGCAUAUGCUUAGUGAAAGGAAAAUUAAAUCUAUAGAGAUAUUACAACAGCUAAAAAAAAUGGAUGAGAAAGAAGGAAAAAUAAUAACUUUAAAGGAAGAAGAUUCAGAUGUAGAAAUAAAAAAAUAUUAUUAUUCUCAUAUAAAAAAUAAGAAACAUUUUAACACAAAGAAAGUUUUCUCAAAUGUUAAUGAUAUUGAAAAAGAAGAAUAAAAGCACGUAAAAACAUGUUUUCUUAAAAAGCGUAAAAUUAAUAAAUUUAAAUUUUCUGAUAUAGUUGAGGUGAAAAUGGAAAGUAACAAUAAAAAUAAGCAACAAUAUCGUCAAAAUUUGAAAUCGAAAUCUAAAUCCCAAGUUGAAUUUUCUUUAAAAUUAUCCAAUAUUUCAUCCGACGCGAGAAUACGCGAUUUGAAAAAUGCUUUAUUAAAGCGUGGUAUUAAACCGAAUGAAAUAACUUGGUUAGGACAUCGUGGUAUUUGUUAUCUUCAUUUCAAUAAACUUCAGAAUAAUAGUUUGCCAAAUCAACCAAUCCAAGUUGAUUCAAUAAUGGCAAAUCUACAGCAGUUAUAUAUUGGGGUAUCUACUAAUAAUACAAAUGAUUUUAUAAUAGUAGAACCUGCUAAACCAAUAUCUAGAAUUGAAAUUACAGACGUGACGUCAGUUUAAAAGACAAUUAAUUUUUGAUAAUAUUCAAUUCAUAUCUUUGUAUGUGAGUUUAUUCUGUCAGUAAUUAUUAAUCUAUAUAAAUCAAUGGCAGUUUAAGUAUAAUUAAAGCUUUAUAAAAUGAUUUAUGAUAUAUUUAUGCAUUUAUGCAUAUAAUGAAUGAAAAAUAAUUGGAUAUUGUAUUGUGUAUAAGUUAAG
Messenger RNA from Apis laboriosa (Himalayan honeybee), 1735 nucleotides. RefSeq names its product methenyltetrahydrofolate synthase domain-containing protein (gene lost). The transcript is spliced from 5 exons. NCBI's taxonomy places the organism in Eukaryota, Metazoa, Arthropoda, Insecta, Hymenoptera, Apidae. Gene Ontology annotation, cellular component: cytoplasm. The record is from RefSeq and is a predicted model, not a curated record.